AUGGAUCAAGUUGUUAAGCGCGCUAAAGAAGGCUUUGGCCAAAUAUUUGAUAAAAGUCUUCAUGAUAUUGUUCGCGGCAUAAGAAAUCACAAAGAUAACGAAGCUAAAUAUAUCGCCGAAUGUAUCGAUGAAAUUAAACAAGAACUUAAACAAGAUAAUAUUGCUAUCAAAGCAAAUGCUGUUAAUAAACUAACCUACCUGCAAAUGCUUGGCUAUGAUAUAUCUUGGAGUUCAUUUAAUAUAAUUGAAGUUAUGAGUUCAUCGAAAUACACGUUCAAAAGAAUUGGCUAUUUAGCUGCAUCACAAUGUUUCCAUGAAGGCACAGACGUACUGAUGUUAACAACAAAUAUGAUUCGCAAGGAUUUAAAUAGUUCAUCUAUGUAUGAAGCUGGUAUAGCCAUGAGUGGUUUAUCCUGUUUUAUUAAUGGAGAUUUAGCCCGAGAUCUUGCCAAUGAUAUCAUGAGUUUGAUGACAUCGACAAAACCUUAUAUAAGAAAGCGAGCUGUGCUAUUAUUGUACAAAGUAUUUUUAAAUAAUCCGGAUGCAUUAAAACCAGCGUUUCCACGUCUAAGAGAAAAAUUAGAAGAUCCUGAUCCAGGUGUUCAAGCAGCUGCUGUUAAUGUUAUAUGUGAAUUAGCUCGUCGAAAUCCUAAAAAUUAUUUAGCAUUAGCUCCAAUAUUCUUUCGUCUAAUGACGUCUUCAACAAACAACUGGGUAUUAAUUAAAAUAAUUAAACUGUUUGGGGCAUUAACACCGUUGGAACCUCGUCUAGGAAAAAAAUUAAUUGAACCAUUAACAAAUUUAAUUCAUAGUACCUCGGCAAUGUCAUUGCUUUAUGAAUGUAUCAAUACAGUUAUAGCAGUUCUUGUUUCCAUAUCUUCCGGUUUACCAAAUCACAGUUCUUCCAUUCAAUUAUGUGUACAAAAACUACGUAUUCUCAUUGAAGAUUCAGAUCAAAAUCUUAAAUAUCUUGGUUUAUUGGCCAUGUCAAAAAUAUUACAAACUCAUCCAAAAAGUGUUCAAGCACAUAAUGAUUUAAUUAUGCAAUGUUUGGAUGAUAAAGAUGAAUCGAUACGUUUACGAGCCUUAGAUCUUCUAUCAGGAAUGAAUCUAAUGGAUAUUGUUCGAAAAUUAAUGAUUCAUAUGGAUAAAGCAGAAGGCUCACAUUAUCGAGAUGAACUAUUAUCAAAAAUUAUCGAUAUUUGUAGUCAAAAUGAUUAUCAACAUAUCACAAAUUUUGAAUGGUAUAUAAGUAUUUUGGUUGAAUUGACACGUUUAGAAGGAACAAAACAUGGUAGUCUAAUAUCAUUACAAAUGUUAGACGUAGCCGUUAGAGUAGAAUCAAUUAGACAAUUUGCCUGUAAUCAAAUGGCUAUUUUAUUGGAAAAUGCGCAUAUGUUUAUUGUUGGUUCAAAUUCAACAAGUGUAGCGGAAGUAUUGUAUGCCGCUGCGUGGAUCUGUGGAGAGUUUUGCUCCCAUUUGAAAGAACCAGAAAAAACGUUAAAUUCAAUGUUGAAUACAAAAAUUAUUCAGUUUCCUGGACAUAUUCAAUCAGUUUAUUUUCAAAAUAUUCUAAAAAUUAUCACCUACAUUUUGACUCAAACGGCUCAAGAAGAGAAAAAUAAAACCGACGAUAUCAAAGAGUUGCUUACAAGCACUAUAGAUAAAUUAUCAGCAUUUUUAAUGAGUGGAGAUGUUGAAGCACAAGAAAGAGCUAGUACUGUUUUACACCUUUUGAAAACCGCAUUGAAAUUAAUUGAACGUAAUGAAUUUAAUUCAUCAGAAUUAUCAGCGUUAUUUGAAGGAAUUCUAAAUCCAGUUGCACCCAAGGCACAACGAAAAGUGGCGAUACCACAAGGUCUGGAUUUGGAUGCCUGGAUCAAUGAUCCACCAUCAGAAAGCGAAGACGAAACAGAGUUGGCUUCGUCUUCACAAAACGCAAAUCAAUUAUUUUACGGACAUGAAGAGAGUCAUGGAGCUGGAGGCGAUAGCUAUUAUCAUGGAAGUAAUUUAACAUCAUCUGGUACUGAUGGUGUACAUCGAAAAUCGAAAUAUUACGAAGAACCAAGUGCUGAAGUAUUAGAAAAACAACGUGCAGAUCGAAAACAAAGCGAAAAACUGAAUCCAUUCUACUUGAAAGAUAUAUCAAAAUCAUCACUUCUCACACAACAAAGUAAUACACAGGUAUUAAAUGGUUCUCAAAUUCCUUUCCCUGCUGGUAGUGGUCAUAGUAGUACUCUUCCAAUAAGUUUAGCAUUAUCAUCAUCCGAUCAAUAUUAUCGUCAAUCAAAAAUUGACGAAGAAAAUCGACGUUUAAAAAAAAAAAUGAAAACAAAAAGUACAUCGCAGGAUUCAACAGACAUCGUUUCAGAUGUUAAAGGUAAAAAAUCAAGAAAAUCUAAAAAACAAAGUAAACAUACUACCGACACUACUACAAAUGUUAAUAAUGAAAAUGAAAAUGACGAUGAUUUCUAUCCAAAAUUUCAAGUAAAACGUGGUGGUGAGCUACCCGAAGGUGCUCAAGAAAAUGAAGAAGAUAUUGAAGAUGACGAGAACAAUAAGAAUAUGAAAAAGAAUGAUCCACAUCGAGCACUCAACAUUAAUCUAGAAGAUAUAAUUAAACCUAAACAACAGCAAGUUUCAGUUGUUCAAGAUACAGCUCCUCCCGUUUUACAGUCGUCACUAUCUCAGACAAAAGAGUCACACAAGAAAAAGACAAAAGAUAAAAGAAAGUCACCAAAGGAUGUGGAUACAAAGCCAACAAUACCGACAUCUAAACAAAGAACACGAAGUGAUUAUAAUGAACUUUUAUCGCCAAACAAUGAUGACAACCAUCAAAAAUCUCCUGUUACAACUCAGAAUGAAUCCACUACUGUCAAGAAAAAGUCAAGUAAAAAAGGAGAAACAAAAAAUGAACUAAAACCAUCGGUCAAUAACACUGAAGAAAAAUCAUCAAAAAAAAAGAAAAAAAAGACUACUGAAGUAACGCCAGUAGACAAUAAUAAUAUUAAUACAGAAACACAAUUGUUUGACAUAAUGAAUGAUGAUCAAUUUAAUACAGAACAAACAUCAAUAAAUAAUACCGUUGCUGAUGAUUAUAAAUUGGCUGCACAAUCAUCAAAUAUUAGAGUUGAAUAUUCUAUAUCACACACAUCGACAAAUAAUCAUUUAAAUGUCAAAUUUUUAUUAAAAAAUUUAACAUCGUCCAUAAUAAACUCAUGUGAAUUAAAAAUUAUUGAUUCGUUAAGUUCAAAAUUAAUUUUAUCAUCACAGAUAUAUGAUCAAAAGACAAAAUCACUUAAGUUUCCAUCAGUAACACUUUUCCCCUAUAGUAAAAAUUAUUUACACAUUGAAUUUUUAAUUACUCAAAUCUCAUUUGCACAAAAAUUAGCCACAACAUUCACAUGUUCUGUGCAAAAAUCGAAUGAUAACAUCGAAACCGAUAAACUUGAAUUUAAACUUGAUUUACCAUGUUCGCAAUAUUUGAAAAACACAUCAAUUGAUUCGGUAGCUUUUGCUGAUCUAUUGAGUAAUACUGGAUCUUCAUCAUUGACAAGUAAAUACAGUAUGAAAGUAACGACUAGUCAUGAUUUAAACUCAUUAACAAAUUAUUUAUGUCAAAUGUAUCGAUUUACAGUUGUUGAUAAGAUAGGAAAUGCAACAUCACUCUAUAGUGAAUCAAUUCUUGGACAUCCAGUGGCACUUCUAUUAAAACAAACGAUAAAAAUGGUAAAUUUAUCCAAUUCGAGUAGUGGUAGUAAUGCUCAUCAACAAAUGCGUAAAACUGUAGAGCAAUUACGUUUUGAAGUUAAUUUACAUCGUGAACUAGCAUCUGUGACAUUAAAUGAUUUAAUUAAAUUUUGUCAUGCACAUGCUCCAGCUGAUUGUUUGGUAGCUGGUUUUCAACAUAAAGAGCAAAAUCCAUGGAAGGAACGACGUGUGUGUUCGAUGAAAAUUGAAAUGGAUGGAACACAACAACAAUCAUCAAUGUUUGAACAAAUUUAUCAAACUGUUCAAAAAGAUUUAAAAAAUUCAUCAUGGAAUGUAACAAACAUUCGUGAGCUCACUACAAAAAACGGUUCUGUUGAACAUCGUGCAGCUGUUGAAUAUGCAUUUCGAUCUGUUUUAUUUGAACUAAUGGAACAACAAUUACUAACUCAAGAAAAUUCUUUUCAUGUUGAGGAUAACUUUUUGUUAAAUGUUAGACCACUAAUUGAAGCGGCUAUUGAAGCAGUUCACAAUGAACUUGGUACACCUACAAUGCCUGUUCAUCUAUUUAACGAUUUAUUUGCUUAUACAACAAUCGAUAUAAGCGAAAAAGUGUUUAUUCUAAUGGAAGAAAAAGCACAAGUUUGGAGAUCGGAUAUGUUUUAUAGUUCGGUUAAAAAUGUUCUUCUUCGCAUGUGUAACGAUUUAUUAAAACGUUUAUCUAAAACUCAAAAAACUGUCUUUUCUGGACGAAUAUUAACAUUUUUAGCACAAUUAUUUCCCUUAAAUGAAAAAUCUGGUAUAAUUACAUUUUUAAGAAAAUUUUUGUGUUUGGUAAUGCAUCGUUUGAUUUUAGGUUUAAAUCAAAUUGGAAAUUUUAAUACAGAAAAUGUAACAAAAUUAACAACAGCUAGAAUAAAACCUGAUUCGGACGAUGGCGAAAAGGAGAAAAAAAUGGAAGUGGAUGAAGAUGGUGAAAUACAUGAUUUACAUCAAAAAAAUUCGAGUGAAUUUUAUACAAAUUUUUGGCUAUUACAAGAUUAUUUUUCUCGUCCAGUACAACUUUGGGAUAAAACAUUAUGGGCCACAUUUGUUCAGAAUACUAAUCAAGUUUUAGAUAUAUUUGUUACAAAUCAAUUGGAUGAUAUGAAAACGCCAUUAUCAUCAAAUCAGGAAACAUUUUUUGCAAAAUAUUUAACCAGUGAAAAACUUUUAGAUUUACAAUUAAAUGAUUCUACAUUUCGUCGAAAUAUUCUUGUUCAAUUUUUAAUCAUAUUUCAAUAUCUUGUUUCACCUGUUAAAUUUAAACAACCUCAACAUAUAUUGAACGAUGAACAAGCACAAUGGAUUAAAAAUACAACAAAUCAAAUUAUACAAUUAUUAAAACAAACUGGUUCAAAUGCGACUACAUUUACGGAUGCCGUACAGCAUGUACUUAAACGAGAAGAAUUAUGGAAUAAUUGGAAAAAUGAUGGUUGUCAAGAUUUUACGAGAGCAAAAUUAAAUCAACGAACAACACCAUAUAAAUUAAAUGUUAAAUUAUCAGAAAAUAUUCGUCAAUCUGUUCGUCAAGCAAUUCGUCGUCGUACAAUGGAUAUUGAACAACUACGUUCUCCAUCACAACAUUAUUUACCACCAUUAAGAGAUUUUUUUGAACCAAUUAUUGAUCAACUCAAAACAGUUCCAGUUCCUUCAACAUCAACAGCUACUGAUGAACGAGAAAAAGAACGUGAACGAGAAAAGGAACGUGAACGUCUACUAUCACAAGAUCCAUCACGUUUAUGGCGUGCAUUACGUUUACUUGCUCGACAAAGUCCAUAUUUUUUUGUGCAUAGUAAUCAAACUGUUCAAAGUAUUGCACUAUUUAUUAUGUCAACAUGUGAAAAAAUUCGUCGAGAGUACAUUCUUCCUUCCCAACAACAACAGCAACAGGCACAAAUUAUACCGUCGGUCACCGCACCUCCCAUUCAAGAAGAUAGUAUGGGAGAACCAGAUGAUGAUUUAGAUGAUGCUUCGUCAUUAUUAAAUUCAGUUGAAGGUAAAGUAGAUAAUCCACCGUCAAAUGAAAUUCAAGAUCAAGAUGACACAACAAAUGAUAUACCGAUAUCUCUACCAAUACUUCCAACAGCGACAGUUUCAAAUAAUGAUGAAGAUGAUGAUGAAGACAAUCGAGAAAAACGAAUGAAAAAACGAUCUAUAUCAACACAACAAGUUUAG
Molecule: messenger RNA, 5925 nt
Organism: Didymodactylos carnosus
Lineage: Eukaryota; Metazoa; Rotifera; Eurotatoria; Philodinida; Philodinidae
Source: the annotation of a GenBank genome assembly